AUGAUGAUGAUGAUGAUGAUGAUGAUGAUGAUGAUGAUGAUGAUGAUGAUGAUGAUGAUGAUGAUGAUGAUGAUGAUGAUGAUGAUGAUGAUGAUGAUGAUGAUGAUGAUGAUGAUGAUGAUGAUGAUGAUGAUGAUGAUGAUGAUGAUGAUGAUGAUGAUGAUGAUGAUGAUGAUGAUGAUGAUGAUGAUGAUGAUGAUGAUGAUGAUGAUGAUGAUGAUGAUGAUGAUGAUGAUGAUGAUGAUGAUGAUGAUGAUGAUGAUGAUGAUGAUGAUGAUGAUGAUGAUGAUGAUGAUGAUGAUGAUGAUGAUGAUGAUGAUGAUGAUGAUGAUGAUGAUGAUGAUGAUGAUGAUGAUGAUGAUGAUGAUGAUGAUGAUGAUGAUGAUGAUGAUGAUGAUGAUGAUGAUGAUGAUGAUGAUGAUGAUGAUGAUGAUGAUGAUGAUGAUGAUGAUGAUGAUGAUGAUGAUGAUGAUGAUGAUGAUGAUGAUGAUGAUGAUGAUGAUGAUGAUGAUGAUGAUGAUGAUGAUGAUGAUGAUGAUGAUGAUGAUGAUGAUGAUGAUGAUGAUGAUGAUGAUGAUGAUGAUGAUGAUGAUGAUGAUGAUGAUGAUGAUGAUGAUGAUGAUGAUGAUGAUGAUGAUGAUGAUGAUGAUGAUGAUGAUGAUGAUGAUGAUGAUGAUGAUGAUGAUGAUGAUGAUGAUGAUGAUGAUGAUGAUGAUGAUGAUGAUGAUGAUGAUGAUGAUGAUGAUGAUGAUGAUGAUGAUGAUGAUGAUGAUGAUGAUGAUGAUGAUGAUGAUGAUGAUGAUGAUGAUGAUGAUGAUGAUGAUGAUGAUGAUGAUGAUGAUGAUGAUGAUGAUGAUGAUGAUGAUGAUGAUGAUGAUGAUGAUGAUGAUGAUGAUGAUGAUGAUGAUGAUGAUGAUGAUGAUGAUGAUGAUGAUGAUGAUGAUGAUGAUGAUGAUGAUGAUGAUGAUGAUGAUGAUGAUGAUGAUGAUGAUGAUGAUGAUGAUGAUGAUGAUGAUGAUGAUGAUGAUGAUGAUGAUGAUGAUGAUGAUGAUGAUGAUGAUGAUGAUGAUGAUGAUGAUGAUGAUGAUGAUGAUGAUGAUGAUGAUGAUGAUGAUGAUGAUGAUGAUGAUGAUGAUGAUGAUGAUGAUGAUGAUGAUGAUGAUGAUGAUGAUGAUGAUGAUGAUGAUGAUGAUGAUGAUGAUGAUGAUGAUGAUGAUGAUGAUGAUGAUGAUGAUGAUGAUGAUGAUGAUGAUGAUGAUGAUGAUGAUGAUGAUGAUGAUGAUGAUGAUGAUGAUGAUGAUGAUGAUGAUGAUGAUGAUGAUGAUGAUGAUGAUGAUGAUGAUGAUGAUGAUGAUGAUGAUGAUGAUGAUGAUGAUGAUGAUGAUGAUGAUGAUGAUGAUGAUGAUGAUGAUGAUGAUGAUGAUGAUGAUGAUGAUGAUGAUGAUGAUGAUGAUGAUGAUGAUGAUGAUGAUGAUGAUGAUGAUGAUGAUGAUGAUGAUGAUGAUGAUGAUGAUGAUGAUGAUGAUGAUGAUGAUGAUGAUGAUGAUGAUGAUGAUGAUGAUGAUGAUGAUGAUGAUGAUGAUGAUGAUGAUGAUGAUGAUGAUGAUGAUGAUGAUGAUGAUGAUGAUGAUGAUGAUGAUGAUGAUGAUGAUGAUGAUGAUGAUGAUGAUGAUGAUGAUGAUGAUGAUGAUGAUGAUGAUGAUGAUGAUGAUGAUGAUGAUGAUGAUGAUGAUGAUGAUGAUGAUGAUAAAUACUUCUGAAUAA
Schistosoma mattheei is the source of this 1764-nucleotide messenger RNA. NCBI's taxonomy places the organism in Eukaryota, Metazoa, Platyhelminthes, Trematoda, Strigeidida, Schistosomatidae. The record is from the annotation of a GenBank genome assembly.